UUUUACAUGUAAGGCAUACUGGCUUCGUGACGCUAAGCAAACCGUGCAGCAAGCGCUGUUGCUGAUUUCCUUUUGCAGUCAUAACUGAGACACUCAAUUAUACCAGUGCUCCUCGCUACAAAAGACCUUUUUCUCAAGAAUUUAUAAUCUCAAGCUUCGAGAAAAUAUCAGGAGAGGAUAUUUGAAUAGGUCCAGAAGUGCACAGUAUUAACUGAGUGAAUAGCACGUACAUGUUUUUUUCAAGUGGUUAAUUCAAAAAUUAUGAAAAGCAAGAUUUUCGGACAUGUUUGGCGUUAUAAAGUGUUAUCCCAUGUUAUUGCUGGGGAUGGAGACGACGACGUGGAAUUCGAAAGGACAUCACACAUGGUGCAAGUCCCCAGGACUCCCCAUACACCGGGCAAUACAUAUCUUUCAAAAGUCAAAAUGAAAAUUAAUGGAAUGAGCUGUCAGAGCUGCGUCAACAACAUUGAGAGAACAGUCGGUGCUAAACAAGGCGUGAAUAGCAUCAAAGUACUUCUUGAUGACAAGACUGGCUAUGUAGAUUACGAUCCAAGAGAAACAUCUGCUGGUGAACUAAUAAACGCGGUCAAUGACAUGGGUUUCGAGGCUUCCUUAGACGAAGUUGAAUCACCAAACCCUCGAAAUGAGUUGAAAUGUUUCAUUCACGUUGAUGGUAUGACAUGUCAGUCAUGUGUGAAAAGCAUUACUGACAUGAUUCUAGGAAAACCGGGUAUCCUGGACAUCAACGUCUCCCUCAGCGACAAAGAAGCAAAAGUGCGUUACACUGGUGAUUUAGUAACAUCAGAUCAAAUAGUAUUUUACAUCGAGGAGAUGGGGUUUGAUGCAUUUGUAAAGGAAAUUGAUGGCCAACCCCUGUCAGCGGGAACUACAGUUCAGUUGAAAGAUCUAGCAAAAGCACCGGAAAUUGUAAGCAACGGUCGACUCUAUGAUACGGGCAAAGUGAAAGAAGACAUUGCCAAGUGUUUUCUCCAAAUAAAAGGUAUGACUUGUGCUUCCUGUGUAGCCGCUAUCGAGAAACACUGCAAAAAGAUAUACGGUGUUGAUGGUAUUUUGGUUGCUUUGAUGGCAGCAAAAGCAGAAGUGAAGUAUUAUCCAAACAAAAUUCGACCACUUGAUAUUGCAUCAAGUAUUACAGAGCUUGGAUUUCCUACAACAGUGGUUGAUGAGCCUGGCACUGGUGAGGCUGAGGUCGAGCUUCAAAUUUCAGGGAUGACUUGUGCAUCAUGUGUGAAUAAAAUUGAAUCAACAGUAUCACAAAUGCCUGGAGUUAAAUCAGCACUUGUGGCCCUGGCAACACAACGUGGUAAAUUUCGUUAUGAUUCCGCUGAGACUGGUGCUCGUGACAUAAUUGAAAGAAUUAAUAAAAUCGGUUUUACCGCUAGUUUAUUCAAUAAUAAAGAUAAAGAUAACAGAGAUUAUCUCAAUCAACAAGUUGAAAUUAGAAAAUGGAGAUCAGCAUUUCAGAUAUCAUUGAUUUUCGGGGUACCUAGUAUGAUAAUCAUGACUUACUUCAUGCUGGUAAUGUCAAUUGAGAAGAAAAGCCACGAGGAUAUGUGCUGCGUCAUACCAGGAUUAUCGUUGGAGAAUUUGUUGCUUUUUAUUUUUUCUACACCUGUGCAAUUUUUUGGUGGCUGGCAUUUUUACGUACAAGCAUAUCGUGCCCUCAAGCACGGUACAACGAACAUGGAUGUUCUAAUUUGCAUGACUACAACGAUAUCCUACGUUUACUCUGUGUGUGUCCUAAUUGCAGCAAUGAUCAUGCAGGAGCACAUGAGUCCUGUAACAUUUUUCGAUACUCCACCGAUGUUACUGGUAUUUAUCAGUCUUGGAAGAUGGCUAGAGCAUGUGGCGAAAGGAAAAACAUCUGAAGCACUAUCAAAAUUACUUUCACUGAAUGCUGUUGAUGCUGUUCUUGUGACUCUCGGCCCUAACAAUGAAAUUCUAUCGGAGCGUUUGAUAGGUUUGGACCUUGUACAACGUGGUGAUAUUCUAAAAGUUGUUCAGGGCUCCAAAGUUCCAGUGGAUGGCAGAGUCUUAGCUGGACAAUCAGCCUGUGACGAGAGUCUCAUAACUGGGGAGAGUAUGCCAGUACCUAAAAAGCCUGGCUCUGUUGUUAUUGGGGGAUCCAUUAAUCAAAAUGGUCCACUUCUUAUGACUGCCACACAUACUGGAGAACAUACAACAUUAGCACAAAUAGUCCGACUAGUUGAGGAGGCACAAACGAGUAAGGCACCAAUUCAACAGUUGGCGGACAAAGUUGCUGGUUAUUUUAUUCCACUAGUCAUAGCUGUAUCUGCCUUGACAUUACUAGUGUGGACCAUUCUUGGAUACGUUAGCACACAACAUUUCCCCGGGGAAAAAGAUGAGACUGGUAGAAACCGCGAAGAGAUUAUCUUCCAAUAUGCAUUUAGGUGUGCUCUCUCUGUACUUGCCAUUGCUUGUCCAUGUGCUCUUGGUUUAGCUACACCAACGGCAGUUAUGGUUGGUACUGGUGUUGGUGCUCUCAAUGGAAUAUUAAUCAAAGGUGCUGAAUCCCUUGAGAAUGCACACAAAGUUAAAUGUAUUGUCUUUGACAAAACUGGCACUCUCACCCACGGUACGCCAGUUGUAAGCAGCAUUUGUAUGUUUGUCAAUGAAAACGUUUGUUCACUUGGAAAAUUACUGGCCAUUGUUGGUACUGCUGAAGUGAAUAGUGAACAUCCAAUUGCUUCUGCAAUUGUCAAAUAUGUGAAAGAGACAAUUGGCAGUGACGCAAGCGGACAGUGCAGUAAUUUUCAAGCGGUGGCUGGAUGUGGUCUCAAAUGUCGUGUCACACAUCUGGAGUCGGUGCUAGCGCUAGUGAGUAAAUCUGACAUGAUAUUGAACUAUCGGAAUCAAACUGGUCAUGCCACGGAAUCAAAAUGUGUAUUAAAUAAUGUGCCAAUUGACGUGAUUGCAAUUCGCAAUGAAGAUGUUAACAAACAAAGCGCACAGUAUCAACUGCUGUUGGAUCCAGAAGCAGCGGGAGAUCAGUCUGAUCAAGUUAUUUACGAUGUGUGCAUAGGAAAUCGUGAAUGGAUGAGGAGAAAUGCUGUUGAUAUACCUCGACAGGUAGAGACUAAAAUGAUCGAACAAGAAGAACUAGGAUGUACAGCUAUUCUUGUCGCAAUUAAUGGUGUUUUGAUAGCGAAUGUUAAUGUCGCUGAUACUGUUAAAUCUGAGGCACAUCUGGCUGUUUAUACUUUGAAAAAAAUGGGAUUGGAGGUAGUGUUGUUAACUGGAGAUAAUAGAAAAACUGCAUCGUGUGUUGCCAGACAAGUAGGCAUUAACAAAGUAUUUGCUGAAGUACUACCGUCCCAUAAAGUUGCUAAAAUUCGUAGACUCCAGGAGCAAGGCUUUCGAGUUGUUAUGGUUGGCGAUGGUGUUAAUGACAGUCCAGCAUUAGCACAAGCAGAUGUAGGAAUUGCUAUUGCCUCUGGGACUGAUGUUGCUGUGGAAGCUGCUGAUGUUGUUCUGAUGAAAAAUGAUCUGUUGGAUGUUGUCGGGUGCUUAGAUCUAUCAAGAAAGACUGUAUUCAGAAUACGACUCAAUUUCUUAUUCGCUAGUAUUUACAAUUUACUUGGCAUUCCAAUAGCAGCUGGACUAUUUAGUCCUUUUGGGUUCUAUUUGGAGCCGUGGAUGUCUUCUGCUGCAAUGGCCAUGAGUUCUGUUUCUGUAGUUGCCAGUUCAUUAAUGCUCAAAUUAUAUCGCAAGCCAACUAGGGCCCUUUUGGAAACUUCCGAGUACCUGGAAAAUCUCAAAGCAUAUAAUGCCGUGACGAGUACUCAAAUAGAUGCUGAAGAGUCCCCUAUUCUACCGAUGCGCACAGCCUCAACGUUGUCCAGACUAUUCGGAAGGACAAAGGACGAAGUUGAAGGACCUCUUCUCGGUGAAGAUACACCUGGGUUCACGGUCGAUUUUGCCGGUCAUAAAGUUGAAUCUACCAAUGAAAAUGUAUCAUAACGCACAAAUGUGUGAUCACAGCAAAUGACGACAAAACUUGUUUCAUUAUUUGUUAAUUUCAUGAAUGCAUAUUUUUUAAUUCGUACUUAAUGCAUUUUCCAUUUAGACAUGAAAAAAGAAAAUAUUUAUCUGAUGUUGAUUAAUACUCCAUGAAGAGUAAGAGAGAUGAAUUAUUCUGGGAAUUUUGUAUUUACUCUAGGCCAAUGCAAGUUUUGUAUACUAUAAAAUUAAUCGAAAUACUUUCUUAUUCUUGUAUUUAAGUAAUGUAUAUAGGUAAAAAUAAAAAACCGAAAAAUAAUUUGAUUGUAUAGUGUGAAAUAAAGAUUAUAAGUUCAUA
Molecule: messenger RNA, 4339 nt
Organism: Diachasmimorpha longicaudata
Lineage: Eukaryota; Metazoa; Arthropoda; Insecta; Hymenoptera; Braconidae
Gene: ATP7
Product: copper-transporting ATPase 1
Exons: 4
Coding region: 262-4002 (1246 amino acids)
Biological process (GO): intracellular copper ion homeostasis; copper ion import; copper ion export
Cellular component (GO): plasma membrane; trans-Golgi network
Molecular function (GO): ATP hydrolysis activity; P-type divalent copper transporter activity; copper ion binding
Source: RefSeq, a predicted model, not a curated record